AUGUUAUCUAGACUUAGGAAUACUGGUUUGCGUCAAAUAUUGUCUCAGAUUUUGAAUUUGUGUCUUAUAGGGUUGUUCUACAGCUUAUAUGUUAUGGAAAGGCCUUUCAGUUGUAUUCCCAUUGUGGUUGUUUUAUCUGGAUCCAUGGAACCUGCUUUUCAGAGAGGAGAUAUUCUUCUUCUUGACAACCGUCAGAAACGGGUAAAUAUUGGUGAUAUUGUUGUUUACAGAAUAAAUAAGAGGGAUAUUCCAAUUGUUCAUAGAGUUAUUCAAGAACGACAUGGAGAAAUGUUUCAAAAAGUUUUAACAAAAGGCGAUAAUAAUAGAUAUGAUGAUAUUCAACUAUAUUCGCAUAAUCAGAUGUAUAUUGAUAGAGAAGAUAUUAUUGGUGUUGUUAAAGGUUUUGUUCCUUAUUUAGGUUGGAUUACAUUGGCAUUGAAUGAUUUUCCAAAGCUUAAAUACUGUAUUAUUGGAGGAAUGGGAUUAAUGACUCUCAUUAAUAGAGAAUAG
This is a messenger RNA of Pneumocystis murina B123, 510 nucleotides long. Its product is annotated as signal peptidase I. Gene Ontology annotation, cellular component: membrane; signal peptidase complex. Lineage: Eukaryota; Fungi; Ascomycota; Pneumocystomycetes; Pneumocystales; Pneumocystaceae. Bases 1 to 510 code for a protein of 169 amino acids. The record is from RefSeq and is a predicted model, not a curated record. Gene Ontology annotation, molecular function: serine-type endopeptidase activity. The transcript has 4 exons.